Hevea brasiliensis (rubber tree) is the source of this 1631-nucleotide messenger RNA. Its product is annotated as putative hydrolase C777.06c. The coding region runs from base 107 to 1174 and encodes 355 amino acids. Lineage: Eukaryota; Viridiplantae; Streptophyta; Magnoliopsida; Malpighiales; Euphorbiaceae. The record is from RefSeq and is a predicted model, not a curated record. The transcript is spliced from 12 exons.
UUUCUUUUGGCUAUUCCUCUUAUUCUUUUCAAAAUUUUGAUUUACAUUCAAGAGAAUUAUAAAAUUUCAAUUAACAGAAACCAAAAAAUUUGAGCUUACUGAAAGGAUGGUCCAAUUUAUAGGCACCGUUCGUGUAUCUCCUUCUCUGGCCAUUUUUGCUCUCCGCGGACGCCAAUUCUCUUUUCAGAGCUCUUUACUUUCACUUUCAAGAAAUGGGCUCUCUCUAUUUUCACUUUCCAAAAAUGGGUUCUCUCCGUUUAAGAGGAUUUUGCGAGCUUGCUUUAUUUCUAAUGCAAGUGGAAAUGCUGAUGCACAGUACCAAUCUGAAAUCAUAUUCAUGGGGACAGGAACUAGUGAAGGGAUUCCACGUCUCAGCUGCCUAACUAAUCCUCUAAAGAAAUGUCCGGUGUGCUCAAAGGCUGUGGAACCAGGUAAUAAGAACAGAAGAUUGAACACGAGCCUCCUUAUUCGUUAUUCUGGGCCUGGUGAAAGACGCAACAUUCUAAUAGAUGCUGGCAAGUUCUUCUACCACAGUGCUCUUCAAUGGUUUCCUGCAUUUGGGCUAAGAACAAUUGAUGCGGUUAUUAUUACUCAUUCUCAUGCUGAUGCAAUUGGAGGUCUGGAUGAUCUUCGAGAUUGGACAAACAAUGUGCAGCCCUACAUUCCAAUCUAUGUUGCGGAGCGUGAUUUUGAGGUGAUGAAGAAGACUCAUUAUUAUUUGGUAGAUACAAGUGUCCUUACACCUGGUGCUGCUGUCUCAGAGUUACAAUUUAACAUCAUACAUGAGGAGCCAUUUGUAGCAUGUGAUCUGAAGUUUACGCCUUUACCAGUGUGGCAUGGUCUCGGUUAUCGUUCCCUUGGCUUUCGCUUUGGUAACAUAUGUUACAUCAGUGAUGUUAGUGACAUACCUGAACAAACUUAUCUACUACUCAAGGACUGUGAAAUUCUAAUUUUGGAUGCAUUGAGGCCUGAUCGAUCUUCUUCAACACAUUUUGGACUUCCAAGGGCCUUAGAUGAAGUGCGGAAAAUUCAACCAAAAAGAACACUUUUCACAGGCAUGAUGCACCUGAUGGAUCAUGAAAAGGUUAAUGUGUAUCUGUCGAAAUUGUUGGAGACAGAAGGGCUUGAUGUACAACUAAGCUAUGACGGAUUGCGUAUACCAGUAACACUUUAACUUCUGUCUUAAUUCUACUUCCAUCCCAUUCUUUUUCUUAAUAAUUACAUACAGCAUGGUGUAUGUUGGUUCCUCAUGAGCUCCUGCAAAUCAGUCUCAUUUUCGGAAUCGAUAAUUUCCCCUUAAUGCUUUAAAUCUUCUAGUGUAAUUUGCCUUCAGCAUCAAUGCUGCCGUACAUCUUGCAGCAGGCUAGAACCAUAGACGAGUUUUUUUAGUUGAUUAUUUGAAAUUAUUGUGGAGACCAAAUGGUUCAUUUCUCAUCUUAUCAAUGUUAAAUCUAGAAAUAGCCCACUUGCUUGUGACUCUUCGGGACCUACUUAGAACUUUCAGAAAUGUCUGGACGGUGCUCAACACUAUGUUCUUUUAUUUGUGCACAAAUGAUACAUGUAUCAGCGUCCUAGAGUCGUCUUUAGCAUUAUGAGAUUGUAUCUUUAAAAAAAAGAACGGCCUUGAUUCA